ACUGUUCUAUGGCGUUUUUACCACAACAAGCUCCCUUGUCGCGCUCGUCUUCACCAAUUUAUCUCGGACAGCUACCCCUCCGACUCAUGCAUUUUCUGCGACCAACGUGAUACUGAUCAACACUUUAUUUGGAACUGUCCAAAGAAACGCUCAGUCUGGGACCAAGUUGCCACCGUCUUUCUU
Zychaea mexicana is the source of this 183-nucleotide messenger RNA. RefSeq lists its product as uncharacterized. The record is from RefSeq and is a predicted model, not a curated record. The transcript has a single exon. Lineage: Eukaryota; Fungi; Mucoromycota; Mucoromycetes; Mucorales; Lichtheimiaceae. The annotation marks the transcript as partial.